GGACAGGGCUUUCCAGAGCCAUGGCCCAGCAGUGGGGCCCCCAAAGGCUUGCAGUUGGGCAGCCGCAGGCCAGCUUUGAGGACAGCACCCAGGGGAGCAUCUUCACCUACACCAACAGCAACUCCACCAGAGGCCCCUUCGACGGCCCCAAUUACCACAUCGCUCCCAGAUGGGUGUACCACCUCACCAGCGCCUGGAUGGUCUUCGUGGUCAUCGCCUCCGUCUUCACUAACGGCCUGGUGCUGGCAGCUACCAUGAGGUUCAAGAAGCUGCGCCACCCUCUGAACUGGAUCCUCGUGAACUUGGCCAUCGCUGACCUGGCGGAGACGGUCAUUGCCAGCACCAUCAGCGUUGUGAACCAGAUGCACGGCUACUUUGUGCUGGGCCACCCCCUGUGCGUCGUGGAGGGCUAUACUGUCUCCUUGUGUGGGAUCACUGGUCUCUGGUCCUUGGCCAUCAUUUCCUGGGAGAGAUGGAUGGUGGUCUGCAAGCCUUUUGGCAACGUGAGAUUUGAUGCCAAGCUGGCCAUCGCAGGCAUCGCCUUCUCCUGGAUCUGGGCCGCUGUGUGGACGGCUCCGCCCAUCUUUGGUUGGAGCAGGUACUGGCCCCAUGGCCUGAAGACUUCGUGUGGCCCGGACGUGUUCAGCGGCAGCUCCUACCCCGGGGUGCAGUCUUACAUGCUCGUGCUCAUGGUCACCUGCUGCUUCAUCCCGCUCGGCGUCAUCGUGCUCUGCUACCUGCAAGUGUGGCUGGCCAUCCGAGCGGUGGCGAAGCAGCAGAAAGAAUCCGAGUCCACUCAGAAGGCAGAGAAGGAGGUAACCCGCAUGGUGAUGGUGAUGAUCUUUGCGUACUGCCUCUGCUGGGGGCCCUACACCUUCUUUGCAUGCUUUGCUGCUGCCCACCCUGGCUACGCCUUCCACCCUCUGGUGGCCGCCCUGCCAGCCUACUUCGCCAAAAGUGCCACUAUCUACAACCCCAUUAUCUAUGUCUUUAUGAACCGGCAGUUUCGAAACUGCAUCUUGCAGCUUUUUGGGAAGAAGGUGGAUGAUAGCUCUGAAAUCUCCAGCGUUUCCAAAACAGAGGCCUCAUCUGUCUCUUCAGUGUCACCUGCCUGAGUCUCUCCCAACCCCGACCACAACGAUACCUGCCUCCCACCAGAAAAUGUAACCUGUCCCACCCUCCAGGGGCUUUGGCCGUCCUGCCCCCACCCCUUUUUCUCCAUCCUUGUGAAAUAAAUGUAGUUUCUCUUUGC
Hippopotamus amphibius kiboko is the source of this 1252-nucleotide messenger RNA. Its product is annotated as long-wave-sensitive opsin 1. The coding region runs from base 21 to 1115 and encodes 364 amino acids. The record is from RefSeq and is a predicted model, not a curated record. Gene Ontology annotation, cellular component: membrane; photoreceptor outer segment. Lineage: Eukaryota; Metazoa; Chordata; Mammalia; Artiodactyla; Hippopotamidae. Gene Ontology annotation, molecular function: G protein-coupled receptor activity. Gene Ontology annotation, biological process: G protein-coupled receptor signaling pathway; phototransduction; visual perception. The transcript is spliced from 6 exons.